ACCAAAGUUUCGGUGUGAACCUUCUGGAGAACAUUCACCAGCUCAUCCGUGACUUUCCGCUACAUGUGAGAAGAACCUCGUUUUCAUUUUGAUGGUGGAUGGAUUAAAUGUUUUGGUCUUUUUCUAACAAGUGGAACGAUAAAACGCUGAACUUCCUUGAGGAGAUGAAGGAUUAAAGUUCCUCAGACGUCUGUGUAGACAUUUUGAGGUGCUGGACGAGUCCAUGAUUCGGUUUUGGUGAAAAAUUGGAUGGUGCGUUACGAUGGAAGGAAUAAGAGUGAAAUGUUUUAUCUUUAUUUUAUCGUUAGUGGUUUUCAUCCUCAUUUGGGAAUAUAUACAUGAAAUCAGAAGAUUUGUCUUCAUUUUGCCAACUAUUAAGAGUAAAUAUAAACCAACUAGUAUGCUGGUAUCUCUGAAUUCCAUCACCAGGAUUAAAAACUCGGAACACUUCGCCGUAUCUGCGUUCAUCGAUCACAGGAUUGGUGAAGCCAUCCGAGUGAUCAGCAUCAUCAAAAGAGACAGUAAACAGUCGCUUUAUUGCGUCUACGGCAACAGCAGCCAUCACUGGCGCUUCUCUAAGGCCGAGGUGGAAAUACACACCGAUCAUUUCGGCUUCCCGUUUGCAGCCACGGAUCUUCUGUGUCAUGGCUGGCGCACCCAAGACGCCACACACGUGGCUGUUACGACAAACGCUGAGGUCUCGAACGUUCCCAACGCAACCUUCCUUCCUAUAAAGAACAGAGUGCACGGCGAGUCGUUUAAAUUCAACUUCACCGUCUGCGUCUCCAACCUGUUCGGGAGCUACAAUAACGUCCUGCAGUUUGCUCAGACCAUGGAGAUGUACAAGCUCCUCGGCGUGCAGCGUGUCGUGAUCUACAACACGAGCUGUGGCCCGGACCUGGAGAAGCUCCUACAGUACUAUAAGAAGGAAGGAAUACUGGAGAUCGUCCCGUGGCCCAUCGACCAGUUCCUGACCCCGUCUUCAGGGUGGAACUUCCAAAUGCACGGAGGGGAUCUGCACUAUUACGGUCAGCUGGUGACACUCAACGAGUGCAUUUACAGGAACAUGUACCGGUCGAAAUAUGUUCUCCUGAACGACAUGGACGAGAUCAUCAUGCCUUAUAAGCACAAGAACCUCGAAUCGCUGAUGGACGCUCUGCAGCAGGAACACAAGAACGUUGGUGUGUUUUACAUCGAGAACCACAUUUUCCCCAAGACGCUGUUCGACCAGAGUGGGAAGUUUCACCGACCAGAAUGGGUAAAUAUUUCUGGAAUUAAUAUCAUGGAGCACAUUUACAGAGAGCCAGACAGAAAGAAUGUCUACAACCCCAAAAAGAUGAUCGUCAACCCCAGGAACAUGUUCCAAACCUCGGUGCAUUCCAGCCUGAACCAUAUCGGAGGCGAGUGUUCCGUUCCGAACGACGUGUGUCGGAUCGUCCACGUCAGAACGCCCCUUCAGGCGAGUCUCCCCAAAGAAAAGCUCUUCGUUGACACGAGAGUGUGGGACUUUGAGAAAGAUCUGGUACCGAAUGUGACUUUCGCUUUGAAGUCAUCAGGUUUGUUGUAAAGAUUAAAUUUUUUUUCUGUGGUUCUCUGAAAAUAAAUCAAACAAAUCUUAUGCAAA
Molecule: messenger RNA, 1624 nt
Organism: Trichomycterus rosablanca
Lineage: Eukaryota; Metazoa; Chordata; Actinopteri; Siluriformes; Trichomycteridae
Exons: 2
Coding region: 263-1567 (434 amino acids)
Cellular component (GO): cytoplasm
Molecular function (GO): glycosyltransferase activity
Source: RefSeq, a predicted model, not a curated record